Molecule: messenger RNA, 1759 nt
Organism: Aricia agestis (brown argus)
Lineage: Eukaryota; Metazoa; Arthropoda; Insecta; Lepidoptera; Lycaenidae
Product: heterogeneous nuclear ribonucleoprotein A1, A2/B1 homolog
Exons: 7
Coding region: 209-1141 (310 amino acids)
Molecular function (GO): RNA binding
Source: RefSeq, a predicted model, not a curated record
UCGUGAUUCGUGAAUUGAAUGUGAAUAGAAAUUAGAAAAUCUCUUUUUUCCAAAACAAUUAAUAAGAAAUUAAGUGAUUAUUUUGCAAUUUAGUAACCCGAAAGCCCAAAGCACAUUUCAAAAUCGAUCUACCUAGAAGAAAUAUUCUGUAUACAUACAAUUUGUAAUACGUGUAAUACUUGGUGAUUUUUGUUCUUAGAUAGUUAAAAUGAAACCUAGCAGCGGCGGUGACUACGAAGAGCCAGAGCAUCUAAGAAAACUAUUCAUUGGAGGACUAGACUAUAGAACCAAUGAUACAACAUUAAAGGAGUUUUAUGAACAAUGGGGAGAAAUUGUGGAUGUUGUUGUCAUGAAAGAUCCUCAUACUAAGAGAUCGAGAGGUUUUGGGUUCAUAACAUACUCUCAUGCGCACAUGCUGGAUGAAGCCCAGAAGAAUAGGCCACAUAAAAUUGAUGGAAGAGUGGUUGAACCCAAAAGAGCUGUGCCAAGGGAUGAAAUAAAUAGACCUGAUGCAAGUGCCACAGUGAAGAAAUUGUUUGUUGGUGCAUUGAAACAAGACAUUGAAGAAGAGGACCUCAAAGAAUAUUUUGAAUCAUAUGGAAAUAUUGUAUCUGUGAGCAUAGUCACAGAAAAAGAAACUGGAAAAAAAAGGGGAUUUGGAUUUAUUGAGUUUGAUGACUAUGACCCUGUAGAUAGAGUAUGCUUACAACCCAACCACAAGGUGAAAGGUCAUAAGCUGGAUGUUAAGAAGGCCCUGUCUAAGACUGAGAUGGCAAGUGGUGGCGGUGGUGGCCGUCGCUCUGACCGUGGAGGUGGUGGUGGUGGUGGUGGCUGGGGAGGUAGACGUGGCCAGCAGAAUUGGGACAAUUCAGGGUAUGGUAACCAAGGCGCAUGGAACAAUCAGAGCCCAUGGGACAACUCUGGGGGAUGGGACAGUCAGGGAUAUGGUAAUCAGGGUGGAUGGGUGCAAGGAGACUUUGGAGGUGGCUACCAGCAGAACUAUGGUGGAGGUCCAAUGAGACAAAACUACAAUAACCAGAGGUCGCAACCUUAUAAUGCAGGUGGAUCUGGUUACGGCAAUAACGGAGGGCAAAACUAUAUGAGUGGCUCCAACGCUGGUGCUGGGCAACGCCAGUACUAAAACACCUAAUGUCUUGUGACAAGUCGCUUAGUCGAAGCUAGGCAGGCAGAUAGAGUAGAAGGUAGGCCAGGAGAUCUAGCUAGUGAGGGCCAGCGGACUACCACUCAGUCUGUUAUAUAUUAUAUCAGUAUAAGGUUUGUUCUCAACUUACUGUUUAGGCACUAGCAACAUUAUUGUGUAACACACUCACAGUUUUUACAUAUUGUUAUGUCAGCACGGUUUUAACGGUUUAAACUUUAAAGUAAUUCGAGAUUCUAUUGUAAAAGCUGUGUAUCAGUCACUUUUGGCUUAACUUUUACCUGUUGUUUUACAUUCCAAUGUUAAUGAAGUGUAAAUGUCGAUUGUCACUAUUUUACAUUACGAUUAUUGUAUCAUUGUAUCAUUUAGGCCUAUUACUUGAUUGCAUAAUAUGCAUAUUCAAUUUUAUUUUCAUGUUACAAAAAUAUGGACUAUUUAAGUUAUGUUACGGUGUAAACAUUUUUAUUCUUAUGUUAGAUUUUAGUAUUUGUGUGAUGAAUUAAAGUAAUACUAUUUUCCAUGGACUCUUCUACACUUGGACGAGCCAUCGUCGAAAAGGCCAUGGUAAGUGGAUUGACUAAAUAAAACUAUGGGGAUUUA